UCCGUGCACCUAGCCCCGCUCUCUUGAGGUUGCCCCUCGAACCAGAUAGGCCGAGUCUACCAGGGACCGGUAAUCGCGUGCGCAAUUGCAGCUGGGCUUCUUUCUCUCCACGGUGCCAAAUGGGGCAGGGUGACGGAUGACGGCCCGCGCCCCCGGCGUGUUUUCCGAUGGCGGAGCUGUGCGCGAAACCCAGAAGGGACAGAGCCACGGUUCCUUAUUUAAGGUUGAGCUUUGUUUUGGACCGGACCCCCGCCCUUCACACAGCUCAACAAUCACCGCUUUCCCCCUCAGGAUGAAGUCGAUCAUGCUGAAGAAGCUCUCCGUCGUCGUCCUGUGCCUGUUUGGCACCAGCCUGGCCCUGCCACAGCAUUCAUACGUCCACUGCCUCACCGUCAUUUCGCCGCCCGACCGUGACUGCACAGCAGUCAUGUCUCCUGAUGAGUGCAGUCUCAUCGCCCAGGUGAGUCGCAUCACUUACAGAUCAAAGCUCCGCUCCUCACUGAUCUCUUUUCCCAACACGACGUCACAGAACUGCAGCGGGGUAUGCUACGGUCCCAAUGUCAUCGACCACCGCAAGGCCAAACCAAUCGAAUGCCCCUCCAAAUAUUCGACGCCGCUGCAACCCUCGUCGCCGCCCUCGUCGCCGCCCUCGGCCUAUUCGACGACGGACGAGACUAAGCAGGAAAAGAGGAUCGCCAUUCCUCCGCCCGUCUGUCGCAUAGUCUGCCUGCUGGACUCUCACUGUGGCACCUACGAAUUUGACCGCUCCCAGCUGCAAUGCGGAUGCCCCUGCCAGGCCUGCCCCUCGCCUCCCAAGCCCAACAAGGUGGCCAAAAAGGGCGAUGUCACUGCCGUAUAUGGUGCCACGAACAACUACCUAGAAGCAAAGGCGCUGACGAAAGACGAGGUGCUCGAAUGCCCCCACAUCAAGUAUCCCUCGCUUGAUGACGACGGACAUGAAAAGAUCAACUGGCCAAAGGAGAAGAAGCACUAGGCUUCCUGACGGCCGUCGUCGUCUCGUCUCUCUCCCACCACCACCAACCACUAUCACUAGCACUUUUGUAUUUCUUAGUCAUUCCAGUCCAAGCGAUA
This is a messenger RNA of Acaromyces ingoldii, 1092 nucleotides long. RefSeq lists its product as hypothetical. NCBI's taxonomy places the organism in Eukaryota, Fungi, Basidiomycota, Exobasidiomycetes, Exobasidiales, Cryptobasidiaceae. Bases 137 to 994 code for a protein of 285 amino acids. The transcript has a single exon. The record is from RefSeq and is a predicted model, not a curated record.